AUGAACCUGUCUGCGUCCGUGUGCUCGGCGGCGAAGCGCAUUCAGAAGGAGCUCGCGGAUAUCGGCGCGGAGCCCUCCGCAGACUGCUGGGCGGGGCCGAAAGGCGACAACCUCUUCCAGUGGGUCGCCACGCUGCUCGGCCCGCCAGGUCCUCCUCCGGUAGACCCCCUCCCCCCUCAGGGUCCUGCUCCCUCAGACUCACCGUAUCGCGGGGGAGUUUUUUUCCUCGACAUUGCCUUCCCCCAGGACUACCCCUUCAGGCCUCCGCAGGUGUGUUUCCGCACGCGCGUGUACCACUGCAACGUGUGCAGCGCCAGUGGGCGCAUUCGGCUGCAUCUGCUGGACGAUGGCUGGAGCCCUGCCAUGACCAUUGCUCGCGUGCUGCAAGCCAUCAUUCACCUGCUCCGGUUCCCCGUGCCAGCAUCGCCAUCAUUGUCUGCAGCAGCAGUAGUGUCUGAGGAGUGUCAGAAAGGUUCCCCACUGGUGCUGCAAGUAGGGAGGAGGGGUGUGAUGCUGGGAGCCUCUCUUGCUGCGUCGGGGCUGGUUGGAGGGUCAGUGGCGGGGGUGGGCGGCGCUGCAUGGGGGGUGGAGGCUCGGCAGUGGGGUGACGGCAAGAGUGUGGAGAUUCGACAAAUGAAGGAUAACUUUGGGGUGCUGCUAAUGAAUGUGGCAGAGGAGGUGAUCAAUGAGCUGGGGAUGAAGACUGGUGCUGACUACAAGAAAGAGUUCUUCAAGCUGCGCCAGCAGGAGUUCCAGCCGCUCAAGAAGGCCAACUUUGGAGGGCUGGUGUCGCUGGGGCAGAGCUUCACAGUGAACGAUGUUCCCUACUUCAACUUCCAGUCAUACAUCCAGUGGAAGCUGAUCGCCCGCCUGUUCCCCACACAGCGAGUCAGGCAGGAGAUCAGUGCCCGCCUGGGGAGGAAGCUUCUAGACCGAGUGGCACCAGAAGCAGUCACUAUCGCUCUUGCACUCCCCCCAUCCUCCCUCUCCUCCUCUUCCUCCUCCUCCGCUUCCCCCUCGCCGUCCUCCUCCACGUUCUCCCCCCUCUCCCCCGCCACCUCCCUACCAUUCGCCCGCAUCGCCACGUCAGCACCGCCAGCAUCAUCAUCAGCCGAACAGGUGGACGACCAGGAUUGGCUGGACCCGCCGUCGCUGCUGUCAAAGCAAUCCCUCCCACCACCACCACCACCAGCAGCAGCCGGAGGGGGGGAGGUGCGGCCAGCAGGGCUGGUAGCUGGAGUGGAGGAGAUUCUGCAACGCUUGCUGGACGUGGGGUUCCUGCAGGCCUACACUGUGGACUGGGUGGCAGCAGCAGGCGGUGGUUGGGCAGAGUGGGAUAAGGAUCGCCGAGGCAGCAUGCAAGUGAAGGUGCAGGGACCGGCCAAUCUGGAUGGAGCAGUGCUGUUGCUUGCAGAGAGUAACUAUGCUCAGCGCUACUCCUCCUCCAUCAUCCGAGCCUUCUUUGAGCGAAUGGGGGUGCAGGCUGACGUGGAUGAGUACUUAUACAGGGAGAAACUCAAUGUACGACAGUAA
Closterium sp. Naga37s-1 is the source of this 1533-nucleotide messenger RNA. NCBI's taxonomy places the organism in Eukaryota, Viridiplantae, Streptophyta, Zygnematophyceae, Desmidiales, Closteriaceae. The record is from the annotation of a GenBank genome assembly.